This is a messenger RNA of Crotalus tigris (Tiger rattlesnake), 3932 nucleotides long. Its product is annotated as zinc finger protein RFP-like. Bases 1225 to 2151 code for a protein of 308 amino acids. The transcript has 7 exons. Gene Ontology annotation, molecular function: zinc ion binding. The record is from RefSeq and is a predicted model, not a curated record. Lineage: Eukaryota; Metazoa; Chordata; Lepidosauria; Squamata; Viperidae.
UCUUAUGGCAGAAUCCAGAGAAGGCAGAAUUGGGAGUUUCUAUAUUUGAUAAUUAAAGAUGAAAUAUAAUUGGAUUCUGACAGCUAGAAUAGGGACUUUAAAAAAUUGGAUAAUGGGAUAUUGUUAUACAGUACUUCCCUUUAACACACUAGAUGAUAAAAUGUUACACCUUCCUAGAUUGAAAGUUUUACUGAAACAAAAAUAUGAUAUUAAAGAUUUAAGUGUGAAUGUUCUGUAAAUUAGGUUUUUAAAGUUUCCAUGCCUUAAAUCUGUUUAAUCUGUUUAAUAGUACUACAAUAGCCUCAGUCAUACUAGUGGUGUCUGUCUUCCUUCCUUCCUUCCUUCCUUCCUUCCUUCCUUCCUUCCUUCCUUCCUUCCUUCCUUCCUUCCUUCACCUGGUGCCAAUUGAGGUUCUUUGCGAAGGGCAUUCCAUAAAUGAGGUGCCACCACUGAAAAGGCAAGAUAAAGGAAGGGGCUUGGGAGUGUCCAUUUUUCCUUGGGCACCCUGUUGUGACUAAGGAAUCUCCCCCAAAAGCCCUUGAACAAAGGGCCUAUAAGAUAUUUUCCACCCACCAGAUUUCCCCCCCACCCCAUGGAUCCACCUGUCCUAGGUUAACCUGAGACUUCUAAUUACUCUUUCUAACCAUCUUUUGCCUUAAGGAACCUAUUGGUUUAACUUGAAGAUUUCCAUCCAGCAAAUGAUCCCAUUCCACAUUCUACAUAUUCCAUAUUCCGCAAGGUAGUCUUCUGCGUCUCCCUUCCAUAGUGACCCAGGCUGCCUUCCUCCUGGUUGGCUCCACGCUCCGUAAAGGGCUCUAGACAGGAGCCGGAUGCGGCAUGCUAGGGGCUUCCGCCAGUCCGCCGCAGCUGUGCGUAACUUCCUGCACCUUUUUUGUUUUUUGUUUAAUACAGAAAAAGUACUGUAGCUAUUAAUAACUGUAUUAGAGCUUAGGUUAGUCAAUAUUUCUUAUACAACAGUUCUAAUACAUUUUAUACUGAUUUAUAGAUCCUUCUCACACUGGGGUACGUCCCAUGGGUGUUUGCUUCUCUCCAAUUUGUUCUUUUUAAAAUACUGUCGUUCUCCUUUAAGAAGCCACCGAAGCUGACCGCAACAGCAACAACCAUUCAUCUCGGUUUCCCAUUUGAGCACAGCCCAAAGCCUGAUUUGCCAGAAGAGGUGCGAAAGUAGCUGUCUCGUUCCUUCUCUCGGCGGAGGAGGCAGUGAUGGCGGCUGCAGCGCCUUUGCCGGAUUUCCUGGAAGAAGCCACCUGCUCCAUCUGCCUGGAGUAUUUCCAGGACCCCGUGCUCAUCCCGGAGUGCGGCCACAACUUCUGCCGGGGCUGCCUGACCCGCAGUUGGGGGACGUCGGAAUCGGAGGCUUCCUGCCCCCAGUGCAGACAGACCUUCGGGCCCCGCAACGUCCUUCCCAACAGGCAGCUGGCGCGGGUGCUGGAAGUGGCCAGGCGAUGCAAAGAUCCUUGGGGCGAGGACGGAGGGAGCUUCUGCACGAAGCACCGGGAGCCCCUCAAGCUCUUUUGUAAGGAUCACGAGACCCUCAUCUGCUUGGUCUGCGACCGAUCCAAAGAGCACAGGGGCCACUUGGUGAUCCCGGCGGAGGAAGCUUUCCAGGAAUACCAGAUCAGUAUUGGGGAUUGGCUGAAGGCUCAGAAGGAGGAGAAAGAAAAAAUAGCUAAAUACAAAACAGACACAGAGCAAAGAGUUCAGGAGAUGCUUGACCACAUCGAAAAAGAGAGAAAAAAAGCAGUGGCUGAAUUCAGAGAACUACACCUCUGGUUAGAAGGACAGGAGAAGCUUCUGUUGGCUAGCAUGGAAGAAACAGAGAAGGAUGUUAUGACAAUGAAGGAGAAGCGUUUGGCCAAGUACAUGGAGGAACUGUGCUCUCUUGACAGUCUCAUCCAGGAAACAGAGGAGAAGCAUCAGCAGCCAGCCAGCAAACUCUUACAGGACAUUGGAAGCAUCUUGGAGAAAUAUCGGGCAAAGAAAACAUACGAGAAUCAAGUGGAUUUACUUCCAGAGCCUAAGUGGAUAAUCUUGGGUUACAGUGAUAUCACUGAGCUUCUGAAAAAUGCCAUGGAAAAAUUGAGAGAUACUCUGGAAAGUGGACUGCAAUACAGGAAGACCCCAAACUGAGAGCCACCAAUAUAGCCCAACAGAAUCUUACAGCAAGGGUGUCCCAAAGCAGAUCAACAAAGUCAAGAUGGCAGCCAGUCCCCGCCUUCUACCCAUAUGUAAAUAAGGGGUGGGGCUUCCAUCCCUGAGGCCUUUGUUGACUCCCUCUAGGGUUAUUCCUGCUCUGCAGCAUCUCCCUGCUUCUGUGCCGCAGGGCCUUUGAUAGAGGGGUCUGUGAGAAUCCAUGGGAAGAUGGGAUUGGCUUGCAAUGGGAAAGCCCCUCCCCUUUUUGUAGGGGGAGGAGGGAAGGAGGAAAUGUGGGUGGGGCUAUUAGGAAGGAGAGGUCAAAUGUGAAUUUUAGAGGCAGCUAUUGGGAAGUUACACCUGCAAGGUUGAAGGACUUGACACCAAUCGGAAGCAGAGGAAGAAGCAGAGGAGGAUGCGGGUGAAGAAGAGCUAGUGGUGCCUGAGGCGGUGAUGGCGGUUUCUCCCCCUGCAGCAGAGGUACGACAGGUGGCCCGCCCGAAAGACCCAGAGGGGCCAUAUCCCAACCAACAGAAGUGAAGCCAAUUCUGUUGGGGGGUGAAAUUCAAUGGGAAUCCCAAGAGAUUGGUGUUCUUCCUAGCCCCGGUAUUGGCUUACAUGCAAAUAUAUGGGAGAAUUGAAUGAGCUUCCUAAAUUCAUAGACAAGAAUUUAGCCCGGGGUUUCAUCCAAUCUGCAAAACCCCAGGUGGCAGCCGCCAUGCUAUUCAGAGAAAAAAAGGAUGGGUCCCUUCGUCUCUGCGUAAAUUAUAGGAGCCUCAAUGUUGUAUGCAUGGAAAACUUGUACUCCCGUAUGAAGGACAUGUUAGCGCAUUUGUCUAAACGAAAAUUUUUCUCUUAAGACUGAGAAUAAUGCAAGCUAGACGUGAUUCAAAGAUUGCUAGGACAAACCCUACAUCUUCUAAAAAGGCGAUUUUGGGAAGCCUUCUUUGAAAAAGGAUAUUGAAAGCUAUGUAGCGAGCUGACCCACAUGUGCUGCAGCUAAGCGGAGGCAAGGGAAGACGCCAGGACUUCUACAGCGGGUGGCGAGCCCUUCAGCUCCCUGGAGAGAGAUCUCUAUGGACUUUAUUGUGGAGUUUCCUGAAAGUGCUGGAAAUACAGCUAUUUGGGUUGUCACAGACUUGUUUUCUCGACAAGCCCAUUUCAUAUCAUGCCCAAAGAUCCCGACAGCUAAAAUGUUUGGCUAAACUAUUUGUGCAACACAUCUACUGAUUCCAUGGGGCAUUCCAUGACACCCGGCCUUUGCCAAUCCAUAGCACCUCAAAACAAACUUAGUUGGCUUUGCCCAGCCAAACUCAGUUCAGGUAAGGUUACCCGGGCUUGUAAACAUGGUUGCAAGAGAGGAAAAGACCUAUUGACCUGAAUGGGAGGUACGAGCUCAGGGGUUUUCAGGGCCUGCAAUCAAUUUCAUCCUGUCUUCAAGUGUAAUCCACCCAUUUCUGUGUGACAUUUUUGUGGCAGUAAAGGGCCACAGCUCUGGAAAUUAUUAUGGGCAUCAGGUUUAGAGGAUUAGGACGCUAUCGUUCGUGGGUUAUUUUUAUUUACUCUGGCUGUAAAUGAUGAUUUCAUGGCUUUUAUGGCAGUAAAACAAAGCAGUAAUUUUAACUGUUGGGAGUUUUCAUUUGUAAUUUUGAUGGUGCUUAAACUCAUGCCCUUGUCACCUCAAGACUAGAUUACUGUAACGCGCUCUACAUGGGGCUACCCUUGGAAGAGCGUUCAGAGGCUGCAGUUGGUUCAGAAUGCAGCCGCGAGAGCGAUUG